CCACUCAAUCGAUGAACAGCGAGCAAGAUGGCUGCUACCAGCUUUCCUUUGUUCAUGUACCUGCCGUUUGAGCUCCGGGCUCGGGUGUGGGAGCUGACUGCGGAACCUCGUACCGUCGACGUUGAUUGGUUGGCCAGAGUAACUACACGAACCGACUACGAAGCAGAUGAUUAUAGAGUGUUUGAGAUAAACGUGGAUUCCCUUACACCGAUCCCAGCAAUAGUGCAAGUCUGUCGCGAAGCUCGUCAGCUGGGGGUUUAUCGACAGCUCUUCUCCGAGUUGGAAGAUGUACGGGACGGUGGUGAGCGGCGCUAUGUUUGGCUUAAUCUGGAGCUCGACCUCGUUGACGUUGGGAGGACCCCUUUGGAUUCAUUUAUCCCUGUUGCAGCCUCGAUCAAACGACUCAAGUUUAUGAGGCACUCAGUCAACAUUGAGGAUAUGAUUUGCCUUGGACAGUGUGUCAACUUGAAAGAGCUGCAUAUAGACGUCUCUGGAAGCUUAUCGCUCAAUUUCUAUGAGCUCUUCAAGAGACUCCCUCUCCAUUGCGGCAUGGAGAACAUCUUCAUGGUUGACGCUCUGUUAGGUCGGGUACCACUGAGGAUGGCAGAUAUAUCCGAUUAUGGGAGGGCGAAUACAGAAUGGCUGCUAUCAACCCUCGAGACUACCCUAAGAACUCGCGGUAUUCAAUGGGGCCUGUGAGAAGGAGCCGCUUCCGGUUCUGUCAACCCCUGAACGUACAGUUUACCUCUGACAAAAAGCUGGCAGAGUGAAGAUUGAAAAGGAUAAUCAUCAAAGAAGGUUGUGGGGCAAGGGGGUCGGCAGGCCAGAACAGAAGCGUGU
Messenger RNA from Neurospora tetraspora, 840 nucleotides. RefSeq lists its product as uncharacterized. Bases 28 to 699 code for a protein of 223 amino acids. The record is from RefSeq and is a predicted model, not a curated record. The transcript has a single exon. NCBI's taxonomy places the organism in Eukaryota, Fungi, Ascomycota, Sordariomycetes, Sordariales, Sordariaceae.